AAGUCGCACCCAAUACUCAUUCUAACUUCAGCACUUGAGCAAGUCGCCUCGCGAAUCCUAGAACUCAACCUCUCAAUAUGUGUGACGAGGAUGUUGCCGCUUUGGUCGUGGACAAUGGAUCAGGAAUGGUGAAAGCUGGCUUUGCCGGCGAUGAUGCCCCACGAGCCGUCUUCCCAUCCAUCGUCGGACGCCCAAGACAUCAGGGCGUCAUGGUUGGCAUGGGACAGAAGGACAGCUACGUCGGCGAUGAGGCCCAGAGCAAGAGAGGUAUCCUUACCCUGAAGUACCCCAUCGAGCACGGUAUCGUCACAAACUGGGACGAUAUGGAGAAGAUCUGGCAUCACACCUUCUACAACGAGCUUCGGGUUGCCCCAGAGGAGCACCCAGUCCUGCUGACCGAGGCUCCCCUCAACCCCAAGGCCAACAGGGAAAAGAUGACACAGAUCAUGUUCGAGACCUUCAACAGCCCCGCCAUGUAUGUCGCUAUCCAGGCUGUCUUGUCCCUGUACGCCUCUGGUCGUACCACUGGUAUCGUCUUCGACUCCGGCGAUGGCGUCAGCCACACCGUACCAAUCUACGAGGGAUACGCCCUUCCCCACGCCAUCCUCCGCCUUGACUUGGCUGGCCGUGAUCUUACCGAUUACCUCAUGAAGAUCCUGACCGAGCGUGGCUACAGUUUCACCACCACUGCUGAGAGAGAAAUCGUUCGUGACAUCAAGGAGAAGCUCUGCUACGUCGCCCUUGACUUCGAACAGGAGAUGCAGACGGCUGCUUCAUCAAGCUCCUUGGAGAAGAGCUACGAACUUCCCGACGGACAGGUCAUCACCAUCGGAAACGAGCGAUUUAGGUGUCCCGAAGCCCUCUUCCAGCCCAGCUUCCUGGGUAUGGAGUCUGCUGGUAUCCACGAGACCACAUACAACAGCAUCAUGAAAUGUGAUGUCGAUAUCAGGAAAGACCUGUACGCCAACACUGUGUUAUCUGGUGGUUCCACCAUGUACCCAGGCAUCGCCGACCGUAUGCAGAAGGAGAUCAUUGCCCUUGCUCCACCAACGAUGAAGAUCAAGAUCAUUGCCCCACCAGAGAGGAAAUACUCCGUAUGGAUCGGUGGCUCCAUCCUUGCCUCUCUCUCCACCUUCCAACAGAUGUGGAUCAGUAAGCAGGAAUACGACGAGUCUGGCCCUUCCAUCGUUCACAGGAAAUGCUUCUAAACUCUGUAAUAAAGUCUUGAAACGACUUGGGACUGUUGAGUUCUGGUCACAUAAUCUCAGAUUCAAACAAAAUGGUUGCCCAACCGCUUAACUGCGGUCUAAAUUUGAUAAGAAGGCUUGACUUCUAAGCUGCUCAAAGAACAAUUCUAACCUCCCAUUCACGAACUAAGACUGAAGUUUAAUACCGGCGCAGCACACAUUGCACUUCCAGGUUUCCGGCCUGUGCAAUAUUGUAAACUAGUUCAGGAGACGUUCGCGGUGAAUUUCGGUGCUUGCUCCGUGGUGAUGUCGUCCUUGUGCUGUAAUACAUGGAAUUUACAUGUAAUUAAAUAAGUUUAUAUAUUUUA
Molecule: messenger RNA, 1555 nt
Organism: Lineus longissimus
Lineage: Eukaryota; Metazoa; Nemertea; Pilidiophora; Heteronemertea; Lineidae
Product: actin, cytoplasmic
Exons: 2
Coding region: 78-1208 (376 amino acids)
Source: RefSeq, a predicted model, not a curated record